GACAAAUUGUGCUGUUGAUCAAGAGUAUGACAUGAGGCGUGCAGGACACUAGGCUGCAUCCCUCGCGCCAAAGAUUCUCAUGGGACGAUGGGGAACUCACAUCGGUCUCCUCCGAAGGAGGAUUGGGUUUUUGAAGAAGAUGACCUGGUGGGUGACCUUACUCGGGGGCACGGCGCUGACCUGUUUGCCCCACGAAGCUCGGACGCGUCCUCACUCCACAUGGGGGCUGUAAAAGCAGGCCAGGAAGGCGCAUCUGACAGCUGUGGAACCCCGGGGCUGCAGAGGGAGGGGCAACUAGACGAGUGCGACGCUUCUUGCCCCAAAGACCAGCUGGAAAAAGUGAGCGUCGAGGAUGAAAGGAAGAUGGGAGGGGAGCAGGCUUCUACUUCAGGACGGGACAAUGCGUUUGCAGCUGCAGCAGACGUUUUGCUGAGGGGGGAGUGUGUUGUUGCUUUUACUGGAGCGGGGAUUUCAGUCGAAUCAGGUAUCCCAGACUUCCGGAGCCCAAGCGGGUUGUGGGCAAGGUUCGAUCCGGGUCUUUAUUGCAGUUAUCCAGCUUUCAUUGAGAGGCCAGAGUUGUUUUGGACGAUGGCGCUCGAGAUGCAGUGGUUGACGGGCGAUGCGGAGCCCAACCGCGGGCACGCAGCCCUGGUCCAGCUGGAGCAGCUGGCGGGGCUCCGCUGCGUGGUCACACAAAACGUGGAUGGCCUGCACCAGCGCGCCGGCUCCGCUGCGGUCCACGAGCUGCACGGCACAGUGUGCACCAUGACUUGUGUGGCGUGCAAGAAGAAGCGCUCCGUCUGGCGGGAGAUGGAACGGCUCCGCUCGCUGAAUAAAAAGCAGCUCGAGCCUGCCGACGUGCCGCGCUGCCAUCGCUGUGCCGGCGCCAUGAAGAUGGACGUGGUCUUGUUCGGUGAGGCGCUGCAGUACGCGGUGCUGCAGGAGGCCAUGCGGGCCGCCACCGCAGCUGACGUCAUCCUGGUCGUUGGCACCAGCCUCUCGGUCGCUCCCGCAAACAGCCUGGUGCAGCAGUGCAAGGCGCGCGGUGGCCAAGUCAUCGUGUGCAAUCUAGACGACUCGGGGCAAGAAUACGCGGACAUUGUUUUGCAAGGGAAUGCCUCAGACACGCUCGAAAGACUGGUAGCGGCUUGCACCCAGAAGCUCGAUGAAAAGCGACUGGGAUUGGAAGCACUCAUCAACGAGAAUCGGCAGUUGCCCGCUCCAAGUGAAAGGACGCUUGCGUUGGAUCGAGCCCUCUCUGUUGGCAGCCUUCUAUGACAAUAGUAGAAGCGUGCUGGCUUGCGCGACCAGUUUGAUGCAUGGUCAAGUGGGUCUGACGCAACUUUUGAUAGCCUUGCCGAUGUGGCAGCCUCUAGAAAUAGAGGGACUUCGCUAGAGGGAACACUUGAUUCCUACUACGUCGUUUUUUUUACUGAUCCAACUUCCUUGGUGUGAACCACUGGAAGCCGCAGUACAUGUGAGUCACUUCAAGCACCC
Molecule: messenger RNA, 1497 nt
Organism: Klebsormidium nitens
Lineage: Eukaryota; Viridiplantae; Streptophyta; Klebsormidiophyceae; Klebsormidiales; Klebsormidiaceae
Source: the annotation of a GenBank genome assembly